Bathycoccus prasinos is the source of this 1710-nucleotide messenger RNA. Its product is annotated as translation elongation factor 1-alpha. The record is from RefSeq and is a predicted model, not a curated record. Gene Ontology annotation, biological process: translation. Gene Ontology annotation, molecular function: GTPase activity; GTP binding. The transcript has a single exon. The coding region runs from base 1 to 1710 and encodes 569 amino acids. Lineage: Eukaryota; Viridiplantae; Chlorophyta; Mamiellophyceae; Mamiellales; Bathycoccaceae.
AUGAGUCGAAAGCUGAGUGGAUGGGUAGACGAGGAUGAUUAUUACGACGAUUACGAUGAAGAUUACGACGAUGAUGAGUACUGCGACGAUGAUGAAUAUUACGAGAAAGGAGGCAAAGUUGGUAAAAGUGAGAAGGAGCAAGAACGAGUAACUGUAUCCAAGCAUCAAAGUGAAAAGGAGCAAGAACGAGUAACUGUUUUAAAAUCGAAAGCACCGAAGCAUCAUCAGCAUGCAGAAAAGAAUGUAUCGGCAUCCUCGCUGGAGAAAUUAGUAGCCUCAACUCUCGCGCUUACACCAGAUAUUAAAGAUGGAGUUGAAAUUUCUCUCAAAUCAUACACUCCAACUCUAGAGGAAAGAGAAGCAUACGAGAAUACGAGCAAACUUGAUUUGUCUGUGGUUAUUUUAGGACACGUAGACGCUGGGAAAAGCACUUUAUGUGGUCGAUUAUUAGAAGCUUUGCACUCCCUAGACGCACGCACGCAUCAUAAGAACGCGAGGGAAUCGAAAGCGGCUGGCAAAGCUUCGUUCGCGUACGCUUGGGCGUUGGACUCGCUACCCGAGGAACGCGCGAGAGGAGUGACCAUAGACGUCGCGCGAACGCGCGUUAGGCUAGAUGAAAGCGAAGAUAGGUGGAUUCAAAUCAGCGAUGCGCCUGGACAUCGCGAUUUCGUUCCGUCUGCGAUCGCCGGCGCGUCGAGUGCGGAUGUUGCACUCCUAGUAAUAGAUGGAGCCAUCGGCGCCUUCGAGAAAGGCUUUAGCGAGAAUGGGCAAACGAAAGAACACGCAAUGAUGGCGAAAGCUUUAGGAAUUUCCAAAAUGAUAGUGGUCGUAAAUAAACUCGAUUCGUGCGCGUACGACAAGAGUCGAUAUGAGGAAGUGAAGAGUCGUGUUUUUGAUUUCUUAACGAACGGAAAUAUCGGGUACGACGAGAAAGAUGUUGCCGUCGUACCUGUGUCUGCGCUAGAAGGUUCGAACAUAGUCUCGUCUAAUCAGUUUGUUCAAGAAUGCGCGCCUUGGUAUGCAGGCAACGAAUCUUUACUGGAUAUUCUUAAGAGUUCGAAGGCGUCUUCAAAAGGACAACCUGCACCUCUGCGUAUGCCUGUUUUAGAAAUCUUGACUGCUAGUGGGAACGCAUCCUCGCACGCUUUAGGAAGUUGCGCGUUUACUGGAAAAAUAGAAUCUGGGAGUAUCAGCGUUAGAGAUAAAGUGUUUAUAUCGCCCGCGAAUGUAGUGGCGACGGUCAAAAGGAUAGAAAAAGGUUUGAAUCAGCCGGUGCAGUUCGCCUCGGUCGGCGCAGUUGUAGAUGUUGGGUUGACUGGAGUCGAGUCUUCGAGUUUGCAAAGCGGUUCGGUGAUUUGCCAUCACUCAUAUCCGUUACGUGCCGCAAAGGUGAUAGAAGUUGAUAUCAAAACAAGUGACUCGCUGAAACGACCCAUACUUCCUGGUGCGAAAGUCGUCGUACACGCGCAUUCGGCGGAGACCGAAGCGACGGUUCUAGAACUUUUAAGUAUUUUAGAUGAAACAACCGGCGAAGAGGUGAAGAGAAAACCUCUCUUUCUCCCGAAAGGCAAGUAUGGGAAAAUUGUUCUGUCGUUUCAACAAAGUUUGUGUGUAGAGGCAUACGCGUUGAGUAAAACGCUCGGUGGCGUGUUGCUCAGAAGCGAAGGCGAAGCAAUCGCUCAAGGGACAAUAGCAAAGAUAAAAAGGUAG